AGCAUGCUGGACAGCAGUAAUCAGCCUCAGUUGAGCAACGAGCUGGAGGGAGAACAGCAAGAGCAGAAUGUUUCCCAGUUGCAGCAUCAGCCGGAUAUGCAGCUGGAAGAAAAGGAGGAAGUCUUACUUCAGCUGUCCAUAGAGCAAGCUCAAAAGGAUCUGAUGCUUGAAGUCACCAAAAAACUACAGCAGCAUAACCAGGAAUUAGAACUCCUGCAGACUGAAGAUAUAACUUCCCAAUCUCCAGACAGUCAAUCUGAACCAGCCUCUUAUCCAGUUCCAAUCCAAGAGACCACUGAAGUAGAGCCCUGCAAACCAACAAAUGAAGAAGUAAACAAACUGUCCCAGAUUUUAAGUGAAUUGAAAGAAUCUCAUGCAGAGACCACAUUGGAAUUAGAAAAGACCAGGGACAUGCUUAUUCUGCAACGUAAAAUCAACGUGUGUUAUCAGGAGGAACUGGAAGCAAUGAUGUCAAAAUCCGAUAAUGAAAAUAAAGAGCACACAGAAAAACUGGAGAGGUUGAAUCAACUCCUAGACCUCAAGAACAAGCGUAUCAAUCAACUGGAAGGUAUUUUAAGAAGCCAUGGCCUUCCAAUAUCUGAACAGCUCAAAGAUGUGGCUUAUGGUACCCGACCAUUGUCAUGUCUGGAAACACUGUCAGCACACAGAGAUAAGGAUAAAGUGGACAUUUCUCUGCUUCAUCAGAGUGAGAAUCUGUUUGAACUGCACAUCCACCAGGCCUUGCUGACAUCUGCUGCCCUGGCUCAAGCUGGAGACACUCAACCUACCACGUUCUGCACCUAUUCCUUCUAUGAUUUUGAAACUCACUGUACCCCACUAGCUGUGGGGUCACAGCCCCUUUAUGACUUCACUUCUCAGUAUGUGGUGGAAACAGAUUCUCUUUUUUUGCACUACCUUCAAGAGGCUUCAUCCCGACUUGAUAUAUACCAGGCUUUAGCCAGUGAGCACCAUACCUUGGCAGCUGGAUGGAUUUGCUUUAGCAGGGUUCUGGAGACUGUGGAGAGAGUUCAUGGCUCUGCCACACUUACUGGAGCUGGUGGAGAAGAGUUUGGGGUGCUAGAGUACUGGAUAAGGCUGCGCUUCCCUGUAAGACCCAGCCUGCAGGCAUGCAUUAAGCAAAGGAAAGCUCAAGCUUACCUGUCAGCCAAUGUGCUUGGAGUCUGGGAGGCCCAGGAGGAUGAGACCAGAUCAGAGACUUGGAAGCAUCAGAAUGCACUGCGAGUGGAAAUCACAAGGUGCUGUGGCCUCCAGAGUCGAUGGCCGGCAACCCAACCCAGUCCAUAUGCCAUGUACCGCUUCUUCACCUUUUCUGACCAUGACACUGCCAUUAUUCCAGCCAGUAACAAUCCAAAUUUUAGAGACCAGGCUCGAUUCCCAGUGCUUGUGACCUCUGACCUGGACCAGUACCUGAGGAGGGAGGCCCUGUCUGUGUACAUUUUUGAUGAUGAAGAUGCAGAGCCUGGCAUGUACCUUGGCCGAGUCCAAGUGCCUUUGCUGCCUCUUGCACAAAACAAAUCCAUUAAAGGUGAUUUUAACCUCACUGAUCCUGCAGGGAAACCCAAUGGAUCUGUUCAGGUGCAACUGGAUUGGGAAUCUUGCUACCUAGCCACAGAGAGCUUCCUGAAACCAGAAGCUCAGACUGAGGAGACCAUCACCAAGGACAAUUUAGAGAUAGCACCUGAAGAGGAAAAGGAGUCAUUUCCUCCCCAGGACCAGGUGGCAUCUACUGAGAUCCUCACUGAAGCUGACCAGUGUCAAGCAAAGAGAAAACCUCCUCAGGAGGGAGAAAGAAAGGAAAAGGAACACCAGGUGGCAAGCUACUCAAGAAGAAAACAUGGCAAAAAAACAGGCAUCCAAGGAAAGAACAGAAUGGAGUAUCUAAGUCGUAACGUCUUAAACGAAAAUGCAUUACAGCAGGUGAACUAUACUGAAUGGACCUUCUCAGGGCUGAACACCUCCAUCAAAAAGGAUUUAAAAACUCAGCAAAAGGAAGAGGAAAUCACAUCAUCCCAUUCGGCACUGUUACAGAAGGAAGCCCUACAUUCUGUAAAUGAUAAAGAUUCCUGUGAACAAAUUUCCGAAGUCAGUGAAGCCCAAACUACAGAGAGUGAUGACGUCAUAGUGACACCCAUAUCUCAGCAAUGUCUUAAGGCAGGUUCAGAGAAGAUGUGCAUUGAAGUUGUCUCCCUAGCCUUCUUCCCAGAGACUGAAGUGAUGUGUGAUGAGAACGUACAGCAGGUGUAUGUGGAGUAUAAGUUUUAUGACCUGCCCUUGUCGGAGACUGAGACUCCAGUAUCCCUGAGGAAACCAAGGGCAGGAGAAGAGAUCCACUUCCAUUUUAGCAAGGUGAUAGACCUGGAUCCACUGGAGCAGAAAGGUCGAAGAGAAUUUCUCUUUAACAUGCUGAAUGGACAAGAUCCUGAGCAAAGACAUUUGAAGUUUACAGUGGUAAGUGAUCCUAUGGAUGAAGAAAAGAAAGAAUGUCAAGAAAUAGGAUAUGCAUAUCUAGAACUGUGGCAGAUCAUGGAAUCAGGAGAAGACAUUACAGAACAAGAACUUGACAUUGUUAGCCCUGAAGAUCAGGCUACCCCAAUAGGAAAGCUGAAGGUUUCCCUUCAAGCUGCAGCUGCCUUCCGUGCUAUUUACAAGGAGAUGACUGAAGAUUUGGUUUUGUGAUGGAACAAGUGCUAUUCCACGCUAAACCCUGAGGGAGCCAUAGGAAAACGUCUCAUAUAAAGUAACUUGCUACGCCAUAAAUGUAGUUUCCUGUGAUGUCUACUGUGACAGCAGAGAUGAUGAGUGACGGACAAAGGCCUACUUCUCUACAUCUUAACACUUCAUCAAGGAGAAGCUGGUUUUCAGUAACUGCAAAAAUAAAUAGCACACAAGGUGAAUUUAUAAAAACAAAACAACAACAAAAAAAACCACAGUUUAUUUAUCUUUUAGUUUUUCCAAAAUUGAAAAUAUCAAGUCCUACUGCUAAGGAGAAAAAAAAAAAAACAACAAAAACAAAAUCUGAGGCCCCUCCCCCCCUCUUCUCUUAAGGUCACAGAACACAGAAGGAACUGUAAUGGGGACAGAUGGGUGCAGAGAACCAGGAGGGGAAGGAUGGCAAGAUAAACUCCCCAAAUACUUAAAAAGCUGUUCAACAGAAACUGUGAUAAAUACAGGACAAUGCAAGACAAGUAAAAAUAAGGAGCAGCAGUGAUGAGAGGCUGUGUUGUAGAUGUGGCCUCCCUUCCUCUUCUCUGUUCUCAUCAGGGUAUUCUAGGCCCAAGGCGUGACUCGCCCCCUUCCAGAUCUAAAUGUUGACUCCUUUGCACCUCUUCCUAGAUUCCACUGGAAGCAGUCAGUAUAUGAGGAACAAUCACUCUUCCUCAGGUACACCAGAAAAGAAACUUGUAAUUUUGUUUCUACAUUGUACCAUGUAUGAAUUGUAAGGAGGAUGAACUGAGCCAAGGAGUGUCACUGCUUAUGUCUUCCAAGGCAGCAAAAUAACUCAGAAUCCGCAGGAGGCAAGAAAGCAGGAAAACUGGUGAAAGUACCAGCCUGAUCUGCCUCAUCAGCUCAAGCUGUAUGGUUUAUCACAACCAUUAGUAAUAUCCAAGAACCUUUUCUUUAGUACUGCAAAGAUGGAACUUAAAGAGAUGUGAGGAAGGUCAUGGCAAGUAGGAUAAGAUGGAGGACUGAAUCUGCUGGUUAAGAACCUUGGCACAGUAGGUAAGAGUCACCUUGUACCAAUGUCCUGGAAAUAGAGCUUUGAGACAUCAAAGAAUAAGAUGUCAGAAACCUUCAAUGUCCUGGUAGAAGGUGACAAGAAGAGAGGAAUGAAACAGUAUUAACAGUGGAAGCCUCUGCCCUUCUUCAAGAAUACCUCCUCCCUUGCCAUCUGGAUGGGGCCAUUGGCACGAGUCCUGGUGGGCCUGGAAUCCCCCGAGUAGAUUGGUCCACACAAAUGGCCCCCUAAACCCAUAAACACAAAUGGCAAACGUUCGAAAGAAAAAAAAAAGGAAAAAUACAGUUUCUAUGUCAUGUAAAAUUUUCAGGGGUUGGCUGGAGGAAGAAUGGAACUGAGGGUCAAAGUUCAGAAGUUACUUCCUCUUUUUCUUGGGGGGUGCAGAGCUGUGUCUGGAACCACGGUUAGAGCCACGGCCUGAACUGUGCACAGAUGCCUUCCUCUUUCGGCUCAUACUUCGACUCUGUUCUUCUUCCUCCUCGUAACGACUUUCACGGUCCGCUAAACAGAAGAGGCAUUACUAGUUAGCUGCAGGUUAGCUGUAGGUAGCUAACCUGGAGAACAUGAAGUAACACAGAGAAUGACCUUUGUAGUCAGUCCUAGGUUUUAAUUUUUACUUAGUCACUAGAUGUGUGACUGGACAAGUACUUAAUCUUCCGCAGUGUUCAUUCAUUUAUUCUUAUCGAAUGGAAAACUUUUCAGAUUAAGUAAGGUAAUUGAUGCCAAGAACAAUCUCAGUGGCCGGGAUAUGGGAGACUAUUUCCUUUUCAUCUUUAACUUUUCUUUGUUAUCUGGCUUCAGAGUAAUUAAAUUAAUACCACAUAAACUUUCCUAUCCUGGGAGACGUGCAGAAAGUUAAGAGAAUUUAGAUUUGAAAAACAAAUAGCCUAAUUUUGGAACCUCACAAGAUUAUGUUGGCAUCAUGGCUAUCGACCCACUGGGAGCCUGACCAGGUGAAAAAAGCAUCCAGUUAGGCAGUCAUGCCCCUUGGAGUGCACACACACUCAUUUUCUUCUUUGGUCAAUGAAGUUGCAGCUUAUUCUUUUGUUACUCUUAUUAGGCUGCCAAUAUCACAAAAUAUUGAAAUCCAUUAGCAAUUUGUGCCUCAAAAAAAUAAAACAAGCAAAGCAAAAAUUUACCUUUUCGGGCUUCUUCCUCCAAUUCAUCCCAAUCCUUUCCACUCUCUUCUUCACUGCCUAAUGAUUCCUUGGAAUAAUCUGGAAUAAAAUUAAGCAUUAAUCU
Messenger RNA from Talpa occidentalis (Iberian mole), 4999 nucleotides. RefSeq names its product X-linked retinitis pigmentosa GTPase regulator-interacting protein 1-like. Gene Ontology annotation, cellular component: photoreceptor connecting cilium. Gene Ontology annotation, biological process: retinal rod cell development; non-motile cilium assembly. The transcript has 15 exons. The coding region runs from base 4 to 2697 and encodes 897 amino acids. The record is from RefSeq and is a predicted model, not a curated record. Gene Ontology annotation, molecular function: thromboxane A2 receptor binding. Lineage: Eukaryota; Metazoa; Chordata; Mammalia; Eulipotyphla; Talpidae.